AUGGUGUUAGUAGGCUACUCUGACUCCGAAGGCUCAGACGCCGAGACAAAUACUACACCCGCACCCCAGAUUAGCAAGACCAAAACGGUCGGCUCCAAAACUGGGUUUCAAAUCGACCGCAGCAACUCGGGUAAGAUCCGUGUCGCGAUUCCAGAAAUCAAAUCUGAGCACCCAUCCGGCGAAGAGACUGAAGAUGGCCCGCGUAAAAAAGCUCGGUUGGGUGGAGGAGGAGGCCUUUCGGGAUUCAACGCGUUCCUUCCAGCGCCGAAACGAACACUUGAAACGAAAGCACCAGUGGCGACAACACGAAAGGUGUUUAGUCUCAAAACAGGAGCGGGCCCUGGGUUUGAUCGCACAGCUGAUGCGGAGAUGAAGAACGAUAACGCAUUUGAAGAUCUAGCGGGAGAGGCGGAGGGCACCACAUCUACACCUGGCAGCUCAAAAGCCGAUACUGGAUCAAAUGCCUUGGUGAAGACUAGAGAAACCCCAGCGGAGAUCAAAUUACAAGGGAAUCCAAUGAUGUUCAGACCUUUAUCCGUCGGCCGGCCUCAAAAGAAGAGGAAGACCGCCAAGAUCACCGAGCAACCAACACCUUCCUCAUCGACAGCGCCAAAGCCUGCUCAACCUCUAAAGCAAGCCCUUACCCCUGUCCCUGCAGCUGCAGCUGCAGCUGCAGCUCCACCACCAAAGCCCAAAAUCAGUCUCUUCUCUCUAUCUACGGACGAGGUCACUUUCCAGCCAGCCCCGGCACCUGGGCCAUCGGGAACCUAUCAGCCGCUGGUAUACAACGCCGAAGGCGAAGAAGUAUCAGAAGCUGAUCCAGUACUCGCCGAACCCGUACCUAUCGCCAUGGAGCGUUCAACUGCAGCAGUAUCAACCAACCCAACAUCAUCCUUGGACCGCAUUGCCAACGAUCUGAACUUGUCCAAGGCCGACCGACGUCAGCUCUUCGGUCGGAAUGUCAUGCCAUCGCAGUCACAGGUGCGUACCUUCAACACAGACGAGGAGUACGCGUCAAACCAGAUUUUGGCACAAGGCGAGCUGGCCGGAGCACAGCACAACCCUGUGCGCGCUAUUGCGCCGGGCAAGCAUACCCUCCAGCAAUUGCUCAACGUUGCAAGCUCACAGAAGGAGGCAUUGGAGGAAAGCUUUGCAACGGGUCGGAGAAACAAGAAGGAAGCUGGAUCCAAGUACGGAUGGUAG
Molecule: messenger RNA, 1203 nt
Organism: Penicillium digitatum Pd1
Lineage: Eukaryota; Fungi; Ascomycota; Eurotiomycetes; Eurotiales; Aspergillaceae
Product: PRCC domain-containing protein
Cellular component (GO): nucleus
Source: RefSeq, a predicted model, not a curated record